AUGUCGCUGAGCAUUCUGGCUCUCUGCCUGCUGGUCUGUAUUCAUUCUGGCAUAAAUGCAUAUCCAGCCAAGCCCGCCAGUCCCCGGGAAGGUGCACCACCUGAGGAGCUCGCCAGAUAUUACUCUGCACUAAGACACUACAUCAACCUCAUCACAAGACAGAGGUAUGGAAAAAGAGACACUCCAGACACUGUAUUUUCAGAUUUGUUGGUGAAGGAGAGCACAGAGAGCGUUCCACGAUCCACAUUUGUCAGAUAUGACGGGCUGCCGUUGUGGUGA
Messenger RNA from Stegastes partitus (bicolor damselfish), 279 nucleotides. RefSeq names its product peptide YY-like. Gene Ontology annotation, cellular component: extracellular region. The coding region runs from base 1 to 279 and encodes 92 amino acids. Lineage: Eukaryota; Metazoa; Chordata; Actinopteri; Pomacentridae. The transcript is spliced from 3 exons. The record is from RefSeq and is a predicted model, not a curated record. Gene Ontology annotation, molecular function: neuropeptide Y receptor binding; neuropeptide hormone activity. Gene Ontology annotation, biological process: neuropeptide signaling pathway; feeding behavior.